This is a messenger RNA of Fomitiporia mediterranea MF3/22, 1448 nucleotides long. RefSeq lists its product as uncharacterized. The record is from RefSeq and is a predicted model, not a curated record. NCBI's taxonomy places the organism in Eukaryota, Fungi, Basidiomycota, Agaricomycetes, Hymenochaetales, Hymenochaetaceae. The transcript is spliced from 11 exons. The coding region runs from base 315 to 1448 and encodes 377 amino acids.
GAUCCUCCUGUAUUCAAGCCUCACACACACAGACCAACGCACAGACAUAUUAAAACCCGCAGUGCGGUGGUACAGUAUUUCAGCAGGAUUGUGCAUUAACUGUAGCAUAAGUUGAGGAACGGCUCAGACGGAGCUCCAGACGUGCGGCGAGAUGUGCGAACCUGUGGAAGCAUGUCUGUGAUGAAGUGCCUAGAGAGCCUUUCUCCAUGGAGGCUGAUCACUGGACGACUACUGCGUGGCUGCAAUUUAUUACUGAUGAUCUUCUCAGAAGUAAUGACAAGUGAUGUCGUAAUAGUCAAAGUGUUUUACCAAAUAUGGCAAUUCGCAAUCAGGAGCUUCGACUCCUUUUAUCAUUAAUUCUAAACUACUGGAGCCUUAGACAUGACCAGACGCUUGAACUCCUGUCUCAGUCAUUCAUUAUCGCGUACCUAGAGCAUAACGGGUUUAGCAAAGAAAACAAAUUCAAAACACAGUGUUUCAAUUUCGGCAAUAUUUUAAUGGUGAAUACAGAACUCCAUUCUGAAUUCAAAGGCAGACCGCCUUCUUCCGCGCCUUACUCACACACCUACACUAGCUGCGAACGCUAUUUGCUAAUUACGUUCGGUGGUAUUGAUCACGGCACCAGAGAAGGAAGUUGGGACCAUUUCACGCGACCUCUGCAGCCUUUGUCCGCCGAUGCACCGAGUGUAACUUUCCUGAUUCGAAUCGAUAAGGUAGACGAAUCUGGAAGAGGAUGUAUAGCCUCACCGGGCACGUUUACCAGACACUGGAACGAGCCGAGGGAAUUAUUACACGCUAGCGAUCUGUGCUCGAACACGCUGGCUGUCGCUGAAGCACUAACUCGUCCGCGGUGGCCUUUGCGUCCUGUCGCUGAACUUAAGGUCCAACAUAGCUUGGCGCAUUUUGUGCGCCCCUCCAAAAUCCACAUGCCUGGCGAAGACAUAGUUCUGUAUUGGCGCUUUCCGCCUCCCCAAGAUGGCCACGACAUGCGCACAUUCAGUGUCUAUCUUGACCUCGGACCUUCACAUGAAGCUCUACAUUUAUACAAGUUUCUCACCAUAGCUGGCAUGGCAGAUAGUAGCACUACAUUCGAGAGAUGGAACAUCAAUGCAAGGAGGUGGGAAAUUGCUGGAGAAAUACACUGGAAUAAUAAUUUCACUGGAGAAGUGAAGUUUGGCAUUUACACUCUACCGCUACGAGAUGUUCGGCGGAGGAAAAAACAAAGCAGCAAAUCCCGGAGAUUCGUGGUCAACAACGCGGAAUACAAAUGGAAGGUCAAGGAUAACGGACGGGACCUCUUUUGUGUCAAUGCCGACGGUGAGACGGUCGCGACUUGGACAGAAGAAAUACUUGAGCUACGUGUGGCCGCUAGUGCGGAAGACAUCCUCGAUCGUCUUGUCGUCACCUGCCUCGUGCACAUAUGGUUCAAGGCCCAUGGCUAUUGGUGA